AUGACAGAUAGAUCCUCUGAUGAGUGGAAUGAAUGUGAUGAAAAUAUAUCAGUCGCAUAUCGUAAACAUGAAAUGCGAUCGGACGCUUGUUCAGACAUGUCCGAUCCGGCACCGUUCCGUGCCCAAACUUGUCCGAGCUCGGGCAGAAAAUCAUAUGAAUCUACAACUUGUAAAGGCUGUUUGGCAAUCACUAACUUCUUUUAUCUGAUAAUAUUGUUAGAUUCAAAUAAUGGUAAAAACGAUAGUUUUGAUUUAUGGGCAUACCAUUCUGCAAUUGCAACGAGUCAAAUUCAAAGGAGAACGCAACCCAUAAGUCAAGAGAUUUAUGAAUAUUUACAAAAGCCAGUUGUUCCUGUAAAUUCAAACCCCCUAGAAGUUUGGGAAGUUCUUAAGACCAUGCAUCCUAAUUUAUACACUAUUGCUAAGGAAAAGUUGUUCAUUAUAGCAACUUCCGUUCCUUCUGAACGUCUAUUUUCAAAAGCCGGAGCAACGAUUAGCAAAUCACGAAACCGACUCAUAGCAAUAACUGUGAAUAAGAAGCCCACAUUGUAACAACUCAUGAGUCAUGAAUAUUAAUGCCAAGUAAUGUAACGAAUAUGCGCGAACAUUAUAGAUUUGAUAAUUGUUCUAUUAUUUUUAAAUAUGGGCAUUAAGUAUAAAAUAAUUUUAAAAAAGUUAAACA
Messenger RNA from Acyrthosiphon pisum (pea aphid), 682 nucleotides. RefSeq lists its product as uncharacterized. NCBI's taxonomy places the organism in Eukaryota, Metazoa, Arthropoda, Insecta, Hemiptera, Aphididae. The record is from RefSeq and is a predicted model, not a curated record. The transcript is spliced from 5 exons. Gene Ontology annotation, molecular function: protein dimerization activity. The coding region runs from base 1 to 552 and encodes 183 amino acids.